AUGUCUACAACUACGGUGGAGUUGGUGACUGCUCCGGCGACGCCCUUGCCGCAACUUUCGGCAUCGCCCUCGAACACUCCGAGUUCGAACCAGAACUCCUUUUCAGCUGAGGAUGUCCAACAUGAUGACAUCUCCAAGGGAAAGACAUUGGUGGUAAUCACCUCGGUGACGUGCAUCACCGGCAUCAGCUCCCUUUUGGCUGGCAUCGUGACCGUCUGUAUCCCCGCCAUGGCGAAAGAUGUCAAUCUUGAAAGCAGCUUGCUACUUUGGCCUGCCUCAGUAUAUGCCCUGACUUGUGGUUGCACUCUCCUGCUUUCAGGAGCGAUGGCUGAUCUCUUCGGAGCCCGAAAACUUUAUCUCCUGGGUUGCUUCUUUCAAUCAGCUUUCACACUUGCCUGCGGUCUUGCGAGAACCGGUAUUCAGUUGAUCAUGUUCCGUGCCUUUGCAGGUGUCGCUAUUUCAAUGUGUCUGCCGUCUGCCGUUAGCAUUAUCACACAUGCCUUUGCCCCGGGCAAGCGAAGAAACAUCGGCUUUGCCUCCAUGGGUGGCGGUCAGCCUAUUGGAUUCUCUGUCGGCCUUAGUGUUGGCGGUGUCUUCACGGACACUAUUGGUUGGAGAUGGGGUUUCCAUAUUGCUGCCAUCAUCAACACUGUCAUCUUCCUGAUUGCUCUAAAGUGGCUACCUAGCCUCGGCAAGCGUGAGCCAGUUACUUGGAACCGCUUCUUGACGGAGGUGGACUGGAUUGGGGCGUUUCUGGCGAGUGCGUUCCUCGCCAUGGUGUCUUAUAUUCUUGCUGCCAUUACCGACAGCACGCAGGACAUUAAGAAGCCGGAGAACAUUGCCCUCUUGGCGAUUUCAGGAGUGCUCAUUGGUAGCUUCAUCACAUGGGUGGGCAGACAAGAACGUCUAGGCCGGCCGGCAAUCAUCCCCAACUCACUGUGGAAGAACCGCAGCUUCACCAGCAUCUGCAUCAGCGUCUUCAUGGUCUGGGGUGCCUUCAAUGCGACCGAGCAACUUAGUUCGUUUUACCUUCAGUAUGUCCAGAGGCUCUCGGCCAUAGACACCUCAGUCCGCUUCCUCCCGGCGCCGGUUGGAGGGGUCCUAGCGAGCGUUGUAGCCGGUCUCGUUGUGCACCGUGUUCGGGCCGACGUGGCCAUCCUCAUUGCCGUCGCCCUCGCGGCGCUCUCCCCGUUGCUAAUGGGAAUCGCGGACCCCGCGUGGAACUAUUGGUUUUGCAUUUUCUGGGCCAUGUUCAUGAACGCUAUUGGCGCCGACACCCUCUUCACCAUCUCUAACCUGCUGAUCACUUCAUUGUUCCCGUCCCGAACACAAGGUGUCGCUGGUGGUGUGUACAACACAAUUGCCCAGAUUGGCAAGAGUGUAGGUCUGGCCUCGUCCGGGGCGAUUGCGAGUGCGGUGACGGCCAAAUCCAAGUUGACAGACAAGGACAGCCCGGCGGCGCUGCUGGAAGGUUAUCGGGCAUCGUUCUGGUACUGUACAGCGCUGUAUGGCGCAACUCUGUUCGUAACGGUCUGGGGAUUGAGAAAGAUUGGCAAAGUGGGUGUUAAAAAGGAGUGA
Colletotrichum truncatum is the source of this 1578-nucleotide messenger RNA. RefSeq names its product MFS transporter. NCBI's taxonomy places the organism in Eukaryota, Fungi, Ascomycota, Sordariomycetes, Glomerellales, Glomerellaceae. Gene Ontology annotation, biological process: transmembrane transport. Gene Ontology annotation, cellular component: membrane. Gene Ontology annotation, molecular function: transmembrane transporter activity. The record is from RefSeq and is a predicted model, not a curated record.